UUUUUUGUUAAAUUAAAUAUUAUUGUGUUAAACCUUUUUGGUGGAACGGAAUUGGAGUUUCUAAUUGAAGAUCACCGCCUCUACUGACAACUUGAAGAAAACUGUCAUCUCAUUCUUUUGAGAAGAUGUAGUGUUUCAUAUUCAUCUUUCUGAAGAACUAUUACAUCCAGGGAUCCAGUCCAAAACCAUGCUAACAAAAAGAGAGCACAAAGAACAAUUAUGAUCAGACAUCGAAAGUUCUAGAGGAAUUCAAAGUUUUUUUACAAUUAUGAGAAUUCUAGAAAGUUCUAAAAGAAAACGAAGUUGUAUAGGAAUGUUCUAGAAGACUUAGUUCAAGAUGUCGACGAGUAAUGAGCUGAGCGACUUGGAGACGCCGAAGCUUCGUAUGAAGCCGGCCGUCAGUAGGAUAUUCUGCUGCAGUGUUACCGCUGCUUCUGGUUUUGUUGCAGCAUAUGCUUUGGUGGCGUAUGCGAUCGCCUUGAUAUACGAGAUAGUAUGGGUGGUGGAGUCCCAGAGCGGGCUGCCGUUAGCAUCCGCACUGCUGAUGGUGUGUUACUGCAUCGUCAUCGCCGCCACCGUCGUCUUGGUGCACGGACUUAUUUCCAAAAACAACAGAUGCCUGCUGGCUUGGUUGAUAGCAGUCAUACUAGUUCUCAUACCAGAAUGCGCUCUAGUCUUUUACAUGUCUAUUAGUCAUUGGGGUCUACAAGGAGUGUACGGCGGCGCCGAGUUGGCGUGUUACGUGGCCCGUCUGCCAGCCAUUGUGUGUGGAGUCGUGCUCGUACAAUCAGCGUAUGCACUUAGGGAGGCUAGGAAAGCCGGUUACAACGCAGGCGGGGCGGUGAGUGGGAGCGAGUUUGACGCGAGUCACUUCGUGCCCGACGCGCCUAAUGCUUUCACCAAUGAUGGCUUCCUGCAAGACAACGGUAAAUCUGGAUCAAUGCCAGAUCUCCGUCGUCACCUGGCGAGCCGUCAGUCCAUGAACCUCGGCUACCCACCGCACAUGUUACCACAACCCCCACCGGCGUACUGGCAACACCUUGCUGACAGACAAUACGCUGCCAGUCUCCGGGGCUACCCCAAGUCCUACCAAGCUCCGCAAAUAUACGGAACAUGGGUUGGGCCCAGGUCGGGUCCCUACGACAACCCAUAUAAACGAAGACAUUCCAUAGUUGGUGCGUUCCAAACUGACGAAUACCCACCAAAAGGCUACGAUUACGACGACAGAAUGGAUUGUAAGAGUGAGAUAGCCUAUCCCUACUAUAGGUCUUACCCCUACGAUCCAAGAGUUUACCCGCCCGAUUACGACCCAAGAUUUUACCCCGAAUAUAAAAGGGAGGAUGCGGCGUAUGGUGUUAAUUUGCUAAGACAUGAACCGUAUCAUUUUAGCGGGUCUAGAGAGCGAGUGUUCUAUAGUAUGAGAAAUAGUCACACGUCUGUAGGUAACGAAUCGGAUGAUCUGACUAAAUAUAAGGAUGUUGCUUUGUAAGAAUGUAUAU
Spodoptera exigua (beet armyworm) is the source of this 1499-nucleotide messenger RNA. NCBI's taxonomy places the organism in Eukaryota, Metazoa, Arthropoda, Insecta, Lepidoptera, Noctuidae. The record is from the annotation of a GenBank genome assembly.